AUGGUUGGAAAAAGAGAAGAAAAGAAAAGAUUGUUAUCAGAUGAUUCAUCGAUAACAAUCAAUGAUGAUGGAGCAGGUGGAGCCAAAUUUGCCGAUGAGCCAGAGAAAGAUGGAUGUACAACAGGAAUUUUACGUGCAUUAGGUUUGAAAGAAAAGAAGAAACCAAAGAAGGAUAUGAAUAAAGAGAAAGAGUUUAACGAUAAAUUCAGAGAGAUUUCAAUGUUGGAUAAAGAUUCAAUGUUAAAUAGAACUGGAUCACCAUUAUCAGGUUUAUCAGAGGAAGAGGUCAAACGUCGUCUUGGAGUUUAUGGAAAGAAUGUAAUAGCACAAGUUAAACCAAUCUCAUGGUAUAAAUUAUUAUUUGUUGCAUUCACACAUCCAUUCAAUAUCGUGUUGACUAUUAUCGCCACCGUUUCCAUUGCCACCCAAGAUUAUGCAACCUUUGCAGUUGUAAUGUUUAUGGUGUUAUUAUCAGCAGUUUUACGUUUCUAUGAAGAGCAUAAAUCAAGUAAAGCAUUCAUUCAUUUGAAAUCCUUAGUGAAAACCACUGUAACAGUGUUACGUACUAUCAAAGGAGUUAGCACAGAGGUACAAAUCGAUAUUGAAGACGUUGUACCAGGUGAUAUUGUACCAUUGAAAGCAGGUGACGUUUUUCCAGGUGAUGUUCGUAUUUUAGAAUCAAAUAGUUUAUUCGUAUCACAAUCUUCAUUGACCGGUGAAUUUUUACCAGUAGAAAAAGGUCCAGACGCUUCCGAAGAACAAACUACAAUUUUCGAUACUCCAAAUGUUGGUAUUAUGUCAACAAAUAUUGUCUCUGGUAGUGGUAUUGGUGUUGUUUUCGAUACUGGUUGUAGAACUUAUAUCUCUUCAAUCUCUGAAAUUCUUACUUCAACUCAAACUACAAAUGCUUUUGAUGUUGGUGUUAAAAAAGUAGCUUAUCUUUUAAUGGGUUUUGGUGUAGUUUUAGUACCAAUCGUUAUUGUUAUUAAUGGUUUAACUACUCAUGAUUGGGUUGAUUCAACUAUGUUUGGUUUAUCUGUUGCUGUUGGUUUAACACCAGAAAUGUUACCAAUGAUUUUAAAUGCAAAUCUUGCAAAAGGUGCAGCAGAUAUGUCAAAAAAGAAAACAAUUGUUAAACAACUUCAUUCAAUUCAAAAUAUGGGUGCUAUGGAUAUUUUAUGUUCAGAUAAAACAGGUACUUUAACAGAGGAUAACGUUAGAUUAGAUUCUUAUAUUGGUGGUGAUAAAAAGGAAUUGGCAGAUGUUUUACGUUAUUCAUUCUUUAAUUCAUCAUUCCAAAAGGGUUUAAAGAAUGUAUUGGAUAAUUCAAUCAUUUCAUAUUAUAAUAAUCAAUUUGCACCAGGUACAGCCGAUGGAUCAAAUAAAAAUCAUCAUGAACAAGAAGCAAUUGGUCAUGGUGCUGAAGUUAAACCAGAUGAAAGAUUAAUUGAAGGUUAUGCAUUGGUUGAUGAAUUCCCAUUUGAUUUCACUCGUCGUCGUGUAUCAAUUAUUCUUUCACAACCAGAAUCAAAAGGUAAUCUUUUAAUUUGUAAAGGUGCAGUUGAAGAAGUUUUAUCAUGUUGUACACAUUUGGCUGUUCGUGAUUCUGAACCAAUUUUAUUGACUCCAGAUUUGAAAGAACAAAUGCUUUCAAUCACCAAUGAAUUAAAUGUUGAUGGUCUUCGUGUACUCUCUGUUGCCACUAAAGUAUUUAGCACCGAUAUUCCAAGUGAUUAUGAAUAUGAUGUUAAAAAUGAUGAAGGUGGUCUCACUUUCUAUGGUUUCCUUUCAUUCAUUGAUCCACCAAAAUCAGAUUGUGCAGGUGCUAUUGAAAUGUUAAGAGGUAAUGGUAUUGAAAUUAAAGUAUUAACAGGUGAUAAUUUAGCAGUUGCUAGAAAGAUUUGCAAAGAUGUUGGUAUCGAUACAACUCGUGUUAUAUCAGGUAUUGAAUUGGAGAAUGCUUCACCAGAGGAAUUUGAUGAACUUGUCGAACGUUGUACCUUAUUUGCCAAAUUAACUCCAAUUCAAAAAUAUAACGUUGUUAAAGCUUUAAAGAAACAUAAACAUACCGUUGGUUUCUUGGGUGAUGGUGUUAAUGAUGCUUUGGCCCUUCGUGAAGCUGAUAUUGGUAUCUCUGUAGAUACUGCCACCAAUAUUGCCAAGGAUGCUUCUGAUAUUAUUCUUUUGGAAAAGUCACUCACUGUCAUUAAUACCGCCGUUAGAACUGGUCGUAUCACUCAUGCCAACACUAUUAAAUACAUUAAGAUGGCUGCUUCUUCCAAUUUUGGUAACGUUUUCUCAAUGUUGAUUGCAUCAGCUUGGCUUCCAUUCAUUCCACUUAAACCACUCCAAAUGUUAACUCAAAAUCUUUUAUACGAUUUCUCUCAAAUCUCUAUCCCUUGGGAUAAUGUCGAUGAAGAAUACUUAAAGAUCCCACAUCCAUGGAGUGUUAGAAGUUUAUUCAAAUUUAUGGUUUUCUUGGGUCCAAUUUCCUCAAUUUUCGAUGUUGGUAUUUUCUCUUACAUGUGGUGGUAUUUAGGUUGGACUACAGAAGUUACCCAAUCAAGUUUCCAAACUGGUUGGUACGUUGAAGGUCUUAUCACUCAAGUUUUCAUCGUUCAUAUGAUUCGUACCGUUAAAGUACCAUUUAUUCAACGUUGGGCUUCUUGGCAAUUAACUGUUAAUACCGUAAUCAUCGCUGCUAUUUGUAUUGCAAUUCCAUAUACUCCAUUAAGUCCAUACUUAUUAAUGGAAAAAUUACCAGCAAUGUAUUAUCCAGGUCUUGCCAGUACUUUUGUUGGUUAUUUCUUAUUAACUCAAAUUGUUAAAAAGAUUUAUAUGGCUGUAUUUGGUGAAUGGUUAUAA
This is a messenger RNA of Dictyostelium discoideum AX4, 2865 nucleotides long. Its product is annotated as transmembrane protein. Bases 1 to 2865 code for a protein of 954 amino acids. Gene Ontology annotation, cellular component: membrane; plasma membrane. Gene Ontology annotation, biological process: monoatomic cation transmembrane transport; magnesium ion transport; magnesium ion transmembrane transport. Gene Ontology annotation, molecular function: nucleotide binding; P-type magnesium transporter activity; ATP hydrolysis activity. The record is from RefSeq and is a predicted model, not a curated record. NCBI's taxonomy places the organism in Eukaryota, Evosea, Eumycetozoa, Dictyosteliales, Dictyosteliaceae. The transcript has 2 exons.